Thunnus maccoyii (southern bluefin tuna) is the source of this 5305-nucleotide messenger RNA. RefSeq names its product CREB regulated transcription coactivator 1b (gene crtc1b). The record is from RefSeq and is a predicted model, not a curated record. Gene Ontology annotation, cellular component: cytoplasm; nucleus. Gene Ontology annotation, biological process: protein homotetramerization; positive regulation of transcription by RNA polymerase II. The coding region runs from base 1232 to 3058 and encodes 608 amino acids. Gene Ontology annotation, molecular function: cAMP response element binding protein binding. Lineage: Eukaryota; Metazoa; Chordata; Actinopteri; Scombriformes; Scombridae. The transcript has 14 exons.
CAGAUCGUACACAUCUGCCAACAGCUUGAGCAAACAACACUUUUUUUCCCAUCACUUUAUUUAUAGAAAGCAUCACAACAUGUGCAACAUUAAUACAAUAACAGAAAACAAAUAGGCAUCAUAAUGAAAUAAAGAUAACAUAAAGGACUUCACUUUCAUUUUGUUGAUACGGUCAAGAUGGUAACAGGACAAAAGAUAAAAGUAAUAAUAAAUAAAUAAAUAGAAAAUAACAAAAAGUAGGCAACAAAAUCAGAUUUCUUAAAAUAAAUCUUGGAGUAACUAACUGUAUGUGCACAUUUCUCAUUGUUUAUCAGUUGGAUAGACUCAAAAUACUUUCUAAAUUCAAUCAUGAAAAGUUCAAACGAUGGGCGAGAUCUUGAGAACUCAGAUUUAUGGAUGUGAAAUUUUCCCAGUAAAAUUAAUAAGUUGACAGAACUUUCUCGUUUUUGCUUUCAUAGUUUAGUAUUACAUCCUUGGAUUCCAGUUUAAUUGAAUGGUUGGUUUGAGUGUCAAAAUAAUCCUCAAUUUUUUUUUUCCAGAAUCCUGAUGUAUACUGACAUUCAUAAAGUAGAUGUUUAGUUGUGUCUUCUUUUGUUUUAUUUUACAUAAAUCACUUUUGUUAUCGAUACCCACAAAUCAGCUUUAUUGAAACAAAUAUACAACAAGUUUACAGUACCUUGUGUAUACAACUACAAAAACACCAGGGGAAAGCUUAAAAAUAAAGUUAAAUAAAUAUCUUGUAAGCUACAGUGGUCAUAUUUUUAAACAGCUUUUUUGUUUGUACAUUCAGAUAUUGAAGAAAUUAUUCUGUUAUAUGGACAGUCAGCUCUGAAAAGUUUGGAUUUUUGCUUAAGAAUUUGGUAUGUGAAUAUAAAAUUUGGUCAAAAUAGUAAGCAAAUUAAUCAAAUUAAUUUUUAAUCAGAUUCCUGCCAUAUUACGUGAAUCCAAACAAUACAUUUUUCCAAAGUAAUACUAAGUGAGGGGAGACAUGAUCAGCAAUAAAUCGUGACCAUUUACUCCACAGUUGUUUUAUAUGGGGGCAAGACCGAAAUAAACGUAUCAGCGUUUCUGUGAGCUCCCCACCAAAGGUGCAACUCACAUCAAUGCCUGUCUCGAGUUUCUGUGAAAAGCGACACACCACUUUCGUGCCGCUGACAGUGCGUGAUGACGACACCAGAAGGCCCUAGCGUGGUGUGUAGCGUAACAUUCCAUUCAGAAGAAGAGGAGAAAGAUGGCGUCCUCGAACAAUCCUCGCAAAUUUAGCGAAAAAAUCGCUUUGCAUAACCAGAAACAGGCGGAGGAGACGGCUGCAUUUGAAGAAGUGAUGAAAGACUUGAACAUCACCAGAGCUGCACGGUUGCAGUUACAGAAGACCCAGUAUUUGCAACUAGGGCAGAAUCGUGGACAGUACUAUGGAGGCUCACUGCCCAAUGUCAAUCAGAUUGGAAAUGGCAACAUUGACCUGCCUUUUCAGAACUCGGUGCUGGAUACCAGUCGGACAACCAGGCACCACGGGCUGGUGGAGCGUGUUUACCGUGACCGGAACCGCAUCACGUCUCCUCACCGCCGGCCGCUGUCGGUCGACAAACAUGGACGUCAGAUUGACAGCUGUCCUUACAGCUCAGUUUACCUCUCCCCACCGCCAGACACUAGCUGGAGAAGGACAAAUUCAGACUCCGCCUUACAUCAGAGUGCCAUGAAUCCUAAGCCCCAAGAGGUGUUUGCUGGGGGAUCACAGGAGUUGCAGCCUAAACGAGUACUGCUGCUAACAGUGCCUGGGACGGAGAAUUCAGAGUCAAAUGCAGACAAGGACGCGCAGAAACAGUUGUGGGAUGACAAGAAGGAUGAUUCAUCAAAGCCCAACACAUGUGAUGUUCCAGGAAUCAAUAUAUUCCCAUCACCAGACCAGGAAUUGAACCCAUCCGUGCUCCCAGCUGCGCACAACACCGGCGGUUCGCUGCCUGAUCUAACCAACAUCCAGUUCCCUCCUCCGCUGUCCACCCCGCUGGACCCUGAGGACACCGUGGCCUUCCCCUCCCUCAGCUCGGCCAACAGCACAGGCAGCCUGACCACCAACCUCACCCACCUGGGCAUCAGCGCUGCCAGCCAUGGGAUCCCCACCUCCUCUCAGCCCACCAUGACUGUAACAGCACAGCGCCGCCAACCUCCCGUGGUGCCGCUCACCCUCACCUCUGACCUCCAUCUUCAACAGUCCCCACAGCAGCUCUCAUCCACCCUGUCCUCGCCCGUAAACAUCACACAGGCUUUGCCAACUGAGUCGUUGACCCUGGAGCAGCAGCUCUCCCAGUACCCCCUGUUCAACCAGCUGACGGCUCAGGCCCAGGCUCAGCUGAUCAGCGACCUGCAGAAACAGCAGCAGGCCUUGCCUCAGGGCAUCCAGCUCAUCGCCUUGCCGACUUCGGUCUCCACUGGUUCGGCCACUGCCAGCAGCCCCUCCCCAGACAGCCAGACCACCGCCAGCAUGAGCAUCAGCUCGUACCGCAAUCAGACUGGCUCACCAGCCACUCAGUCUCCAACCUCCCCAGUCUCCAAUCAAGGCUUCUCCCCCGGCGGUUCGCCUCAACAUAUUCCUGUGGUGGGCAGUAUAUUCGGCGACUCCUUCUACGAUCAGCAGUUGGCAUCAAGGCAGACCAACGCUCUUUCUCACCAGCUGGAGCAGUUCAACAUGAUCGAGAACCCCAUCAGCUCCACCAGCCUUUACAAUCAGUGCUCCACCCUCAACUACACGCAGGCGGCCAUGAUGGGUCUUACCGGGAGCAGCUUACAAGAUUCUCAGCAGCUCGGCUACAGUAGCCAUGGCAACAUCCCCAACAUCAUCCUAACAGUCACAGGUGAGUCUCCGCCGAGCCUCUCCAAAGAGCUGACCAACUCGCUGGCGGGCGUCGGCGACGUCAGCUUCGACACAGACUCUCAGUUCCCACUUGACGAGCUGAAGAUCGACCCCCUCACCCUGGACGGACUGCACAUGCUCAAUGACCCCGACAUGGUGCUCGCCGACCCUGCCACCGAGGACACGUUCAGGAUGGACAGGCUGUAAUGUGAGAUGCUGACUGUGGCCGAGAACAAGAAGAAAAAAAAAACACACUAACUUGUGAAUGGAGAGAAACAAAGGGCAGGAUGAACCCUCUCCCUCGUUGCAUGGCCGUCCAGCUGUCCGACCUCGCCCUCGACUCCGUGAAGCCCUUUGAAACGAUGCGCCACCAAAAGACAACAGGGAAAAAGACAUCCAGUGGCUUGCCAGGGAAUGGCCUCGCUGUCGUUUUGAAUGAGAUUGGUCGCUCAGCGCUUUCGCUAGCCUACUGUGUUUACAGUGUACCAUUACAUGCCACAUAUAUUCCAAAAAAAACGCACAUUUGACUUUUUUUUUUCUUUUCAUAUCCACUUUAAUAUUUGUUUCUGUUCAUAUUUGCUUGUAGCAGGAAGCUGCUAGGACAUUGGGCUAAACCGUACCCGAUAAAACGGCUGUGUUUGGGGAAAAAAAAAAAACAAGGAAAAAACCACCACAGCCAGUUUGCUUGUACCCUGUAAUCAAAUGAAUCGGUUUUCCCAUCAUGCCGUAACGGCUUUCUAUUUCACACUCAAAGCUUUAUUUUUGACAACCAAAUGUUAUUUUCAUCAUGUACUGUAUGUUUUGAUGCUUUAUGUAUUUAUAUGUUCUAUUUAUUUAUUUGGUUAAAGAUUUUAUAUUCCAUUUCGUAAUUUCAAUUUGAUGCCAAAAUGCUCUCUGUAGGCAUAGUGUAAAAUUGCACUGAUGUAAUUUGUGUCUAUUUAUUAAUUACUAACAUAUUUAUAUAUGUGUUUAUUAAGCUACUUGGUUAAUGAAGGAGUGCAAAACCUCCCCAUAGUUGCUCUUUGGUGUUCGAUGUGCCAUUCUCUGAUACAGGACGUGGUAGGUGUUGCCAUGCUGCAGACGGUCAAAUCAAAAUAUCAUAGUUUUUAGCACUGGUCCAGAAAAUGCUGCGUGCUCCAGAAAUGGGUUGGUUUUACGCCAGUUGAAUUAACUUUUUCUGAGAAAAUCAUCAGGUAUUUCUAUUUAACUAGAAAGCAAGAAAAACGCGUCCAAAUUGAUUUUCUGCUCUGAAAAGCCAAUAUCUCCAGACUGGUCUUUCUUUCAGGGAAGGAAGCUGUCUGUUUUUAAACCAGAGAACACUAAAAUCUUAAAUCUUUUUAAGUCGUCACUGUGAAAUCACCUGAUUUUGCCUUACAUGAGUAUUCUACUGUUCUACUUAAGUGUCUAAUGUGACAACGUAUUUUCGUAACUUAUUGUGACAUUUUCUUGUAUUUGAGAGGAACUUUUGGUCAGUGAUAUUUGUGGUUAUGUUGUGUAAGGUUUGACAAAUCAAUGUACUGUAUUUUGUAGCGGUACAGUUUAUAGCCAAAUUGUUGAUGUUUUAUAAAGUGCGUCAAAAAACUACAAAAAAACUUCGAAGGAUGGGUUUAAAGUAUUCGAGAAGGAGUGCAAAUAUGGGGAGGCUUUUUGCUCCUUGACAGGGAAGCUCUAACAAAAACGCUGUUGACUUUCGCCACAGGAGUCCUCAAUGAUUAAUGGUUGAUCAUUGCAUAUUGAACGGUAGCAAAGCCUCUAAAUGCUUGAUGCAAAUUUGCAUUACUUCAUGAAUAUAUUGAGACUUUAUUGUAGAAUUUCUGACUUCAUUUAUUUAACUAGAUGAAGCAUAUAAAGGUUAUAUUUAAGAAAGAAUAUGAGUAUAUUUAUAUGUUUAAAGUAUUGUUUUUUUGACAGAACCAAGAUCUGCCCCAUUCAUUCAGUGUUGUAAACAACAAAAAUGGUCACAAAAACAAUCAGGGAUGUAGUAGAGACUAAAAUUGUUUACGCCACCUUUUCAACCGAAAAGUGUUUACAAAAGUUUUAUCUGAAAAUUUCUACAUUGAUAUCAUCUCGCACUACAUCCAUGACACAAUGAUCCUGCUGAUCCGUUGGAACUAUUUUGCCAAAAUGUGUAGAACAAAUUGGGUCAAAUGUUUAAACUGUUAAAACACACAGAGACUUCUGCCAUGGCCUUUUGUCAGAGUUUCCCUGAGAGUUGUGUGUCAGUCUGUGGGAUCAUGUUUGGUAUAUUGUAAUGUUUGUGUACAGACAUCAUUUACUCGACUAAAGCGCUGUUGGGAAGAGGUCCCGACCCCCACGAAAAAGGAAUCACGUUUGGUUUACUGCACACCUCUACAGUUGUACAAUUUGUUUCCAUUUAUCGUCUGCUGCACAUCUCCAUCUAAGGUUUUGUUUGCCUUCAACAGAUCUGUGAUUCCUAUGCAAAUGAGACAAAAA